This is a messenger RNA of Arvicanthis niloticus (Nile rat), 2007 nucleotides long. Lineage: Eukaryota; Metazoa; Chordata; Mammalia; Rodentia; Muridae. The record is from RefSeq and is a predicted model, not a curated record.
GUUGUGAGGCCGGCUGGUGGGGCACCCGCCGCGAGGCCUGAGCAGGCGAGGCCUGGGGAUCACUCGCGGACGGAAUCCCAGGCCGGGGCGGGCUGGAGAGGAGCCAUGGAAGCCCCGCUGCUCUCGCUUGCCUUUUGUUUGCUUUGUGCUGGGGAGGUGUUAUUUUUAAGGUGACUCCGGAAGGCCGUAGGCUCCCCGCGCGCCGCGCCGAGGGACAGCUGAGAAGAGAGUCUCUGGGGGUGGGUGAGCUUGCUGAUCUGUUUCUGGGGCCGUCGCCGCCGCCAUCGCCAUGUCAAGCCGUGGUGGGAAGAAGAAAUCCACCAAGACCUCCCGGUCAGCCAAGGCUGGGGUCAUCUUCCCUGUGGGACGGAUGCUGCGGUACAUCAAGAAAGGCCACCCUAAGUAUAGGAUCGGAGUGGGGGCACCUGUGUACAUGGCUGCUGUCCUGGAAUACCUGACGGCUGAGAUCCUGGAGCUGGCUGGCAAUGCAGCAAGAGACAACAAGAAGGGACGGGUCACUCCACGGCACAUCCUGUUAGCUGUGGCCAACGAUGAAGAGCUAAACCAGCUGCUAAAAGGAGUCACCAUAGCCAGCGGGGGUGUGUUGCCGAAUAUCCAUCCUGAGCUGCUGGCAAAGAAGCGAGGAUCCAAGGGGAAACUGGAAGCCAUCAUUACGCCUCCACCAGCCAAAAAGGCCAAGUCUCCGUCCCAGAAGAAGCCAGUGGCUAAGAAAACAGGAGGCAAGAAAGGGUCCCGGAAGUCUAAGAAGCAGGGAGAAGUCAGCAAGGCUGCCAGUGCGGACAGCACGACGGAGGGCACACCUACAGAUGGCUUUACCGUCCUCUCCACCAAGAGCCUCUUCCUCGGCCAGAAGCUGAACCUUAUUCACAGUGAAAUCAGUAAUUUAGCCGGCUUUGAGGUGGAGGCCAUAAUCAAUCCUACCAAUGCUGACAUUGACCUUAAAGAUGACCUAGGAAACACACUGGAGAAGAAGGGUGGCAAGGAGUUUGUAGAAGCUGUUCUGGAACUUCGAAAAAAGAACGGGCCCUUGGAAGUAGCUGGAGCUGCUGUUAGUGCAGGCCAUGGCCUGCCUGCCAAGUUUGUGAUCCACUGUAAUAGUCCGGUCUGGGGUGCAGACAAAUGUGAAGAACUUCUAGAAAAGACGGUGAAAAACUGCUUGGCUCUAGCUGAUGACAGAAAGCUGAAGUCCAUCGCCUUCCCGUCCAUUGGCAGCGGCAGGAACGGGUUCCCGAAGCAGACGGCAGCCCAGCUCAUCCUGAAGGCCAUCUCCAGCUACUUUGUGUCCACUAUGUCCUCCUCCAUCAAAACUGUGUACUUUGUGCUUUUUGACAGUGAGAGCAUAGGCAUCUAUGUGCAGGAAAUGGCCAAGCUGGAUGCCAACUAGGCCAGUGGUCCCCAGAGCCAGCACAUGCCGUGUCCCCCACCUCCAACUGGAAAGAAAGAAAAAAAGAAAAAAAUAUCCCCUCGGCUUUUACUGGGAGGUGGGACUCCUUUCCUCCUCAGUUCCGCUCACCUAGGGAAAAUAAGGUUUUGGUUUCCGGUUUGAUUGUUUUCGGCCUUCUAAAACGUUUUCUGUCAGCACUGAUUGUCAGCCGGCAUUGUCCUUGUUUAAGCACUGCGUUCCAGACCGUGUCUGACUUAGUUAACCUAGGAGAUUUUAUAGUUUUACUUUAAUGAAGUCCUGAUUAACACAGAGCAGUGGAGAGAUGGUCCCUCCCCUGUGUCGCAGCAGCAGGAAGCCCCGUUUGUAAUGUGUGUUGUGGUGCUUUACUGUACACCCAGUGGCGUUCUUUUUACUAUAACUUUUUUUUUCCCUCAAAAGAAAAAGAAUCAUAAAAUUUGCAGCAGACCUAACUUUUGUUUACUUUUUGUCUUAAUGAUAGAUUUGAAAAUGAAAAAUGUUAAAAAGACAACUGGAUCUGUUGUCCUUAUUAUAUUUGCAAUUUGAAAUUUGUGUGAAUUGAUUUAGUAAAACGUUAAACUGUU